Medicago truncatula (barrel medic) is the source of this 894-nucleotide messenger RNA. RefSeq names its product ATP-dependent Clp protease ATP-binding subunit CLPT2, chloroplastic. Lineage: Eukaryota; Viridiplantae; Streptophyta; Magnoliopsida; Fabales; Fabaceae. The transcript is spliced from 5 exons. The record is from RefSeq and is a predicted model, not a curated record. Bases 49 to 750 code for a protein of 233 amino acids.
UUCUAUCCAAUUCCUUCCGAAAGUGUCGCAUUUUCGUCUUGGAAGGAAAUGGCUACUACACACUACGAUUUACCUUCAACCUUGUCACUGCGUUCGAACCCUUCUCUUCGUUUGAUUCAGAAUUUGAACAUAACAAACCCUAACAAUUCAUGGUUAGGAACCAAAAUUAGGGUUCAACAUUGCUCUGUCAGUGUAAAAUCCUCCGUCUCCGUUUUCCACCGCCGUCCUUUGGCUGCUACCGUUUCCUUCAGUCUCCCCACCUCAAAUCCUGAGCGUGUUUCUCCAGGCCAGGAAAUUCCCAAAUGGUCUUCUAAAGCUAUAAAAUCGUUUGCAAUGUCUGCAAUCGAGGCAAGAAAACUCAAGUUUACUACUACUGGCACUGAAGCUCUUAUCAUGGGGAUUCUUAUCGAGGGUACUAAUCUGGCUAGCAAGUUUUUGAGAGCCAAUGGAAUUACACUUUUCAAGGUGCGAGAUGAAAUUGUGAAAAUACUUGGAGAAGUUGAUCCGUUUACAGAAACCCCCGAGCGUCCACCAAUGACUGAUGAUGCUCAGAGGGCCCUUGAUUGGGCUGUUGAUCGAAAAUUAAAAUCUGUUGAUGGUGGGGAAGUAACCACAGCACACAUAAUUCUUGGCAUUUGGUCUGAUGUGGAUUCCCCAGGUCACAAGAUACUAUCCAAACUUGGCAUUAAUGACGAAAAAGCUAAAGAGCUAGAGGCCUCAAUUUCUAAACAUGUUGUUAAGGAUGAGUGAUGGUUACUUAAAAGAUGAUUUAGCAAUUUUUUUAUGUUAAUGCACAUUGAUAAUUGAUGCAAUUGUUUGUACAAUAGAUAGAUCAACAGGCUGUUCUUCCUAUUGAUUUUGAUUGCAUAAUCAUAUAUAUUUUCAAAUGUAAAA